CCACCACCGGCUCGCCGUCGCUGCCUCAUCUCCACUGACAUAGCCUACAGUUAAUCGUGUAGAACAAAAAAGAACAAAAGUCCCGUGUGUUUACAGACAACUGCUCAUAAUGUGAUACAAGGCUCCAUUCAUCUGCGACUCAAACACCAGCUUUCUUGGUGAGCCGGAAGACGUCUUAUUGAUGCAUGAGCAAGCGUUGCUGACUGGAAUUCACACAGGGCUCCUGUAAGAGCCCCUCUUUGCUGCAAAACUAAAUGAAGCUAACGAAAAAGCAACACUCACAGAGGACUCCACCUACAGCUAGGACUCCUGUGCACUGUGCUGGGCUCCAGUAGCCCACCCAUGCCUUUGAUCCCUAUCCCACGGCGAGUGCGCAGCUUCCAUGGUCCCCACACCACCUGCAUGCACUCGGCCUGUGGGUCCACGCACGCUUCCAAGCUUGUGCGCACCAAGUACAAUAACUUUGACCUCUACCUGCGCUCGCGCUGCAUGUACAGCUUCCUCCGGUUCCUGCUCUACUUUGGCUGCAGCCUGCUGACCUCUCUGCUCUGGGUGGCGCUCUCUGCUCUCUUCUUCCUGCAGUAUGUCAGUGUGAGGGUUCUCCUGCGGCUGCAGUACAAACUGUCUGUGAUUCUGCUUUUGCUAGGGCACCGGCGCCUAGACUUUGGCGUGCUCAAUGACCUGAUCAUUUACAGCAUGCAGAUCACCAUGUUCCUGGUGGGGGGUCUUGGCUGGUGCUUCAUGGUGUUUGUGGACAUGUAACUGCAGUGUGAGAGGCGUGGGAGAUGUAAUAUGCAAUGUGGAUGCUUCACACUGCAACUUCAGCAUUGUGUCGUGUAAAAAGACUCUUGAUGUCAACACUAUUUUAUUCUUUUAGUUUUAAAAUAUGACAAAAUCCAAUAAGAGUGUGUGUAACAACUGGGUGGACGGUCGUUUAAAGGUCCCAUUUCAUGGCUAUUUCCACUGAUCAUAAUUCCAUUGUUGAGGUCUACUAGAAUAGAUUUAUA
This is a messenger RNA of Notothenia coriiceps (black rockcod), 1007 nucleotides long. It is a transcript of the gene tmem250, whose product is annotated as transmembrane protein 250. Bases 343 to 762 code for a protein of 139 amino acids. The transcript is spliced from 2 exons. NCBI's taxonomy places the organism in Eukaryota, Metazoa, Chordata, Actinopteri, Perciformes, Nototheniidae. The record is from RefSeq and is a predicted model, not a curated record.